Molecule: messenger RNA, 1480 nt
Organism: Physella acuta
Lineage: Eukaryota; Metazoa; Mollusca; Gastropoda; Physidae
Product: protein JTB
Biological process (GO): mitotic cytokinesis
Cellular component (GO): midbody; membrane; centrosome
Source: RefSeq, a predicted model, not a curated record
AAUAUUUUUUACUGCUACGAGAUAGUUAUCAAAUGGUUGAAUCGUCGAUUGACAAAAACUUUCUCAAUCUAGAAAUCUAGCAAGAGAGUUUAGAUUUCUUCUAGAGAUCUAGAUCUAGAUUCUAAACCUAAAUCUUUUUUUGUCGUUUAAUUAAAUCUAAUUGGUCUAGCCUUUAUUAAUUUAUUUGGUAUUCUAUCAUUUUAGAUAGAGCAGCUACAAGUGUGACUAUGCUGAUACUGUAACUAAAACAUGAUGAUUGAAGUAUUAACAAAACGAAGAAUUGCUGUUUUUGCAGUCUUUCUUGCACUAUUCACCAUUGCUGGCCUUCUUUUAAGGAGUCACUGGGAGUAUACCAGACUGCUAGCAAUACAAGAAGCACAGAUUAGGAGCAAAGCAAAGAAAGCCUCAUCAUGUGCAAACUACACAUCACUAUCUCAGUGUCAGAGAUGCCCUAAAGAAGAAUUACGCCAACUAGUGCCAUAUUGCAUGCAAACUGGACACAAAGAGUUGAUUCGAUGUGAUAAUGGAAAAGAGGAAUUUAUAUGGUGUGACAUAUCUCCAGCAAUUGAAGAAAGAGAUUUCUGGAAGUUUCAAAUCUGUACACUUGUAUUGGGCUUGUCAUCUUACACUGUGGUUUACUUGCGACAGAAGAAACUUGAUAAAAUACUUAUGGAGAAAAUUAACAGACAAAUAGCAUCUGGGGUUUAAUUAUGAGUUCUAGCAUGUACACAUUUUACUGUAAAUACAUUCCUUCUUAAAGGUUGUCUUAUUGAAAUAAUGUGAGAUAUUGAAUAUUCAGCUGCUUACUAUAUGAUUCAUGCUGAAAGAUUUUGACUAAGUCUCCUUUUAACAUAUAAAAAGAUGGUUUCUGUUUUUUUAGUAACAGUUUUUAUAAUUAGUUUUAUUUUAGUUGUAUGACUGGACUUUUUGUUUUCGCUAAUUUUUAGAUUAUUUUGGCAUAAAACUUCUUCCCAUUGAAUAUCAAUUCAACAGGGUUAGUUCUGUAAUAGCUCAAAAUGAUAUCAGUCAAAAAAAGCUUCAUAGAAUUUAUGUGGUUUUAAAAGUAUGCUUCCAAGUAUGUUUGCUGUUUUAAAAGUAAUUUUAUUUGUAGUAUGUGAUAAUUUGUAAAACAAAUUAUGCUGAAAGCUGCUUUUUUUGCAAUGGUUCUUUUUUUUUAACUUUGUUUUAAAGUGCUUAAUGAUAAACACAAAACAUUUUUUUUUCAUCAUAAAUGUAACACAACUAAUUUCUUUGAUAGUUGUCAUAUUGUUUGCACGAUUUAUUGAUGAAUUGACUUCUAGUUCUAAUUGAUUUGGAUUAUUGAUGAAUUAUCAUAUUGUUGUUGCUGUUAUUGGCACUGUUGUAUUUUAAAUAGCAAUUUUUACGUAUAUGCUUUGUGUGUAUAAAAGAAAAAUAAGGGUGUUCUAAAUUAAAUCUGUGGGACUCUAAAUUAAAGAAUUUUGUAAACUAUGUGUUCAGU